Melanotaenia boesemani (Boeseman's rainbowfish) is the source of this 3079-nucleotide messenger RNA. RefSeq names its product LIM domain and actin binding 1a (gene lima1a). Gene Ontology annotation, cellular component: plasma membrane; actin cytoskeleton. Gene Ontology annotation, molecular function: actin filament binding. Lineage: Eukaryota; Metazoa; Chordata; Actinopteri; Atheriniformes; Melanotaeniidae. The transcript is spliced from 9 exons. The record is from RefSeq and is a predicted model, not a curated record. Gene Ontology annotation, biological process: actin filament bundle assembly. The coding region runs from base 899 to 2599 and encodes 566 amino acids.
ACUUUUAAAGGCACUUAAAUCCCUUUUUUCCUCUUUCUGAUGCUCAGUUUGAACUUCAGCAAACUGUCUUGACCCUGUCUACAUGACUAAAUGUAUUGAGUUGCUUCUAUGUAAAUGAACAGGUGGACCCGAUGAAGUGGACGGGGAGUGUAGAUAUCUGCUGUGGUUGUGGAAACCACAGACUUAAAAUUAAUCCAAACUUUCAUGCAAAUACCUCAGAAAUAGUUUUGUUAAUUGUCCAGGAGGUGGCGUAGUUGUUAAUGACUUACUGGAAAUGAACUCAGAUUUCGUCUGACGUGGUAUAUUCUGGUGAGCAUGUUUGGGUUUUACCUGGAAAUGAAAAAGUCAAACAUGUUGACUUAAAUCUUUACAAUACCAUUAUUUCCUGACAAAUGAACUUCAUAAACAGCUGGAUGGAUUUUUGUCUCCGCUCAAAGCUGCUUCAGCUUGAACUUUUCGGAAAUCUGAUGUUGCCAGAACCUGGAGGCAGUUUGCAGGUUUUCUUUUUUGUUUUUUUUCAGCUCUUUCCCCUCACUGAGAGUCUGUUUCUCAUUUUCUCUCCCUCCACCCCCUCACUCUUCACUCUGUCUCUGUUUCCUUUUCUAUUUCCUUCCCUCUGAGCUGAAGGGGGUGGGCCACUUACUUUUCUGCUGCUUCGUUUCGAUCACUUCUCAGUCCUCACAUCUGGAACAGCUUGUGUGUUUUUAUCCGUCCAGCGGACAAACCAACACCACACCAGCUGGCUCAUCUGCAUUCUUCUCAGGUUGUGGAACCACUUCUCUCCACGUUGUGCACCGGAAACCUGAGUAUUUUAAAGAAACGCUGGGAGCAACAGCAGCAGCUGUCAACGAGCCACACAGCCCCCCUUCAGGCCCCACCUAAACCUGCACCCUCCUCAAUGGUCCACACCCAGCCCAACACGCCCUCUCAGGACCAGGAUCUGGAGCCACAGACCCAGAUUUGUUGUGAGACCAGCAGCGAGCAGUCGGCUCACUCUGGAGAUCUGACAGACAUGGAGGUUAAGCCCGGUGGAGAUUCAGAGGGUCAGACAUCUUCAGCCGUCUUUGACAUCGAGAAGUCAACUGUUCCUCUCAACAGCCUCAAGAUGAUGUUUGAGAGAGAAGACAGUCCAGACAAGGGAUCCAGAGAGCAGAGCAGCAGAGGAAGCAGCCGUGCUAACAUGGAGCAGCUAUUAGCAGAUGGAAGUCUUGCAGAGUCGGCGACUCUCCGUGACAGGAUGGCCCUCUACCAAGCUGCCGUCUCCAAACAGGAAGUCACUAGCGAUCAGCUGGACACUUUCUGUGGGAAGCAGAAGGAGAACGUCCCGCCGUGCAGUCUGGACUCGAGUCCAGAGUCAGAAUCAUACACCAGAAGAGAUUUUAACUUGGAGAGCAACGGCUCAACUCCAGGAACUCCUGCAUCCUCCAGUCAGAAGAACUCCUCUCAGUCCAGGACCCCCAGGAGCUUCCGCCUGCCGGUGAAGGAGACCUGUGUGUCGUGUCUGAAGACGGUUUAUCCUCUGGAGAGGCUGGUGGCCAAUCAGCAUGUUUACCACAGCUCAUGUUUCCGCUGCUCACACUGCAACACUAAACUGAGUUUGGCGAACUACGCGUCUCUGCACAGCAACGUCUACUGCAAGCCGCACUUCUGUCAGCUCUUUAAGGCCAAAGGUAACUAUGAUGAGGGCUUCGGCCGCCGACCCCACAAAGAGCUGUGGGAGAACAAAGCAGAGAGUGGAGAAAUGUCCCCACAGAGUGUCUCUGGGGCCAAACCAAAGAUGGAAAGUCCAGCUUCAGACCUGGAGAGCCCCAGUGUGGAGGACUCCCCACUGGCUAAAGUCAACAUCCUGACAGCUACGAUGGAGUCUAUGGGGCAGGGAACGCCAGAAAAACCCGACCGACCGGCAGAGACCCGCAGGUUGAAGAUCUCCUGGCCCCCACGAACCGAGCCGGAGGAUACACCCAGCAGUUCCGCGACUCCAACAACCCCAAAAGCAGGCUCUGCCAGUAAGCCUGUCAGAGCCAAGUGGCCCCCUGAGAGGGACUUUUCCUCCUCACCCUCCCAGCAAGCUGGUUGCUCUCUCUAUCUGUGCCAGAGCUCCUCUCUGAAGGAGACAGACGGGCCCCUCUUGGUGCCAGAUCAGGCCAACGGUGGCCCCCUUUCCUCCGAGGGGCAAGAACUCAGUCCUGAACCUCCCAGUGUGGAGCUGCAGCUGUUGGACCAACACACCCCCACCGGAGACAUCAGUUCAGGUGAGGAGGAGGAGCAGGAAGAGGAAAUGAAGGACAUGAAAGAGCAUCAUCUCACCACAGAAAAACAAUUAGAUGCUGCAGGAAGUGAGGAUGAGGAGCAAAUGGAGGAGGGAGAUGGGGAAGUGCUCUCAAUGGAGGGUCAGGAAAGUCCAACAGAGCCGACCACCAUCUCGUCUCCCGAGGGGGGGGUGGAGGCCAGUCAGUCGUCCCAGGAUGUGGGCUUCUGGGACAGCGAUGAGGUGGAAGAUAAAGAGGAAGAGGAGCGAGACAUGUUGACAGUGGAGGAGCUGAUAAAAAAAAACAGAUACUAUGAGGAUGAAGAGGAGGAGGAAGAGGAGGACAUUUAAAGCAGCCAGAGAUGAUCCAGGGUGGUUCCAGUUGUAGACAUAUGGAACGGGAACUCUGAGCUCAUCGAGGAAGCUGUUCCCCGACUGAAAACAUCUCACCUGUUUUAAGAUGAAAUUCAACUUCUGUAAUGAAUGUUUUUAAAAUGAAGCAGGGACCACAGACGUCUCUUCUGUUUUCAUUGGCUGUUUUUCAAUGUGCUUUAAUGGAAACCAACUUCACAGUGGAACUGACAGGAACCGUCGGCUGCUUUGGGACUGAACAGGCAGUGGGCUCAUUAAAACAAAGAACAUCUAGAUCUGCUUUAGAAAAGGAAGCUCAGCAUUUCCAACUUUCUUGACUUCUAAGUUACUGCUUUAUUUUUCACCAUCCAUUUUUCUUUCUUUCUUUUAAAUGGUUAUAACAUGAUAUUAAAAUGUUGUGUUUUUAAAAGCAGGUGACCAAAUGCUUUGAAUUGUUAAAAAUAAAUAGUUAUAUCCUAA